UAUAAUGUUUGUUCAAAAAUUAGUUUCAAGAACACACGUUUUCUGUAUAGUAAAAAAAUUUUGCCCAAAGAUCGAACAUUCACAGUGACCCGCCGACACUUGGACACUACGAAAUUUAGCUAGCAAAAGAACCAAUUGAACAAAUCUUGAAGUCUUGAUAACAAUGGUUGAAUACACACGUCAACCAUGUCCAAUACGCAUUGUGGAGGAUUGCGGCUGUGCCUUUAUGAUGGGCUGUAUCGGUGGCUCCAUGUUCCAGUAUAUGAGGGGCUUCAGAAAUGCGCCAACUGGUAUUUUGCGCGGCCUUUACGGAGGCUUAGACUCCGUUAAGAUGAAGACGCCGGCAAUAGCCGGCAGCUUUGCCGUUUGGGGCGCCACAUUCAGCACGGUUGACUGCACCAUGGUCUACUACAGGCAGCGAGAGGACUCUUGGAAUUCGAUCGUAAGUGGCGCUGCCACGGGCGGCAUACUUGCUGCCCGCAACGGCAUCAAAGCAAUGGGCAAUGGUGCCUUGGUCGGAGGAUUGGUGCUGGCCAUGAUCGAGGGUGCUGGUGCUGCGGUAGCCACAAUUUAUGCGGCCCAGCCAUCCUGCACAGAAAGUGCCCAUCCUCUGCGACCGCAAUGGGAGCAGAUGUCUGUGGCGCCCGACAACAACGGACAGCAGAGCAGCAGUGAUGCCCUGGCGGAGAUUGAGCGUGUGCUGGACAAGUGCAAUACGUACAAAAGUCCAACGAGAAGGGCUAGGCAAAAGCCCAAGUACAUGGAGACCGAAGACUAUAUCAAACAGUCGCCAUCCCUUCUGGAGCUGGUGAAACUAGCUAACAUUUUUAAAACUUAACUAAUUUAAUAACCUUUUCGGCCAUCAUAUAUUAGUCAUAAUUUACUUCAAAAUUAGAUGCAUGUGCACCAGAUGUUUACUAAAAAGACCUGAGAUUU
Messenger RNA from Drosophila novamexicana, 936 nucleotides. It is a transcript of the gene Tim17a2, whose product is annotated as probable mitochondrial import inner membrane translocase subunit Tim17 3. Gene Ontology annotation, molecular function: transmembrane protein transporter activity. The transcript has a single exon. Gene Ontology annotation, biological process: protein import into mitochondrial matrix. Gene Ontology annotation, cellular component: mitochondrial inner membrane; TIM23 mitochondrial import inner membrane translocase complex. Lineage: Eukaryota; Metazoa; Arthropoda; Insecta; Diptera; Drosophilidae. The record is from RefSeq and is a predicted model, not a curated record. Bases 164 to 838 code for a protein of 224 amino acids.